This is a messenger RNA of Myxozyma melibiosi, 11802 nucleotides long. RefSeq names its product transcription-associated protein 1. The transcript is spliced from 13 exons. Bases 98 to 11707 code for a protein of 3869 amino acids. Gene Ontology annotation, biological process: DNA repair; regulation of DNA-templated transcription. Gene Ontology annotation, molecular function: protein binding. NCBI's taxonomy places the organism in Eukaryota, Fungi, Ascomycota, Lipomycetes, Lipomycetales, Lipomycetaceae. Gene Ontology annotation, cellular component: nucleus; NuA4 histone acetyltransferase complex; SAGA complex. The record is from RefSeq and is a predicted model, not a curated record.
AAUCGCGUCUGCUGCUAGACACCUUUCUCCAACCUCCGACUGUCCUGCGCACUUUGCGCUCUAGUUGCUGAUCUAAAGCAAGAGGCGAUCAGACAAUAUGGUCGGUGUUACAGCCGAGACAUACGCUCAGCGUCUGUCUGAUGCAAGUCUAGAUGUGAAGACGAAAGUCACCGUCGCAGCCGAGCUACGCGACGUGCUCGAGACCUUCUACUCGGCCCAGGAAUACCCCAAAUUCCUGAACCGAAUCAUGCCCGUUCUGAUUUCGAUUCUCGAGACGCUUCCGCCUAGCUUUUUGACUGUUUCCCCUGAACAGAAACUGCGAAACUGCGUGCUCGAGAUCAUCCACCGUCUCCAAAUGAACGAGGUAUUCAAACCGUACGCGACCCAAGUCAUGCAGCUCCUCAUGGCCGCGCUGCGGAUAGAAAACGAAGAGAACGGAGUUCUCUGUAUGAAGAUCAUCACCGUCCUCCACCGAAGUUUCAAAACCGCGCUCGACGACCAGGUUCAGCCUUUCCUCGAUCUCGUCGUGGAGAUGUACAAAAAUAUGCCGAUGGUUGUGAAGGAAUCGUUCGAUUCUCACGGGACUCAGCCUUCUAGCAGUAUUACUAGCGUUUCAACGCCCAGUAACUUCAACUUCCAAUCACCGCGGCCAAUGUCUCCCUCUCUAUCAAACGAGAUAGGAAGCGAGACUCAGCCCGCAAAGUCACUCCCUAAGAGUCUGUACAGCUUCCGUGUGCUCACGGAAUGCCCGAUCAUCGUCGUCCUACUUUUCUCAACGCACAAGCAAUCCGUCAAUGACAAUCUACCAAUUUUUGUUCCCUUGAUUGUCGAGAUGCUUUCGUUGCAGGCAGCCCCACAGGCGGAAGCCCACACCGCUGCUGCGUCGCGAGGCGAGAUUUUUACCUCCGUCUCUUCUGCGAUCAAAAAUAGGACGGCGUUUGGUGAAUUCAUUACAGCUCAAGUGAAGACUAUGUCAUUCUUGGCUUAUGUUUUGAGAGGCUUUGCACCAGCGCUAAAGAAGUACAACCAUCUGAUUCCGGAUUUCGUCAUCCGGCUUCUGAAGGAUUGUCCUCGAGAGUUAUCCGCCUCACGAAAAGAACUUUUGGUUGCUACCAGACAUAUUCUGUCGACAGAUUUCCGCGUGAUAUUCAUCCCUAAAGUGGAUCUUCUGCUGAACGAGAAGGUUUUGAUUGGCGAUGGUUUAACGGUCCAUGAGACGUUGAGACCUCUUGCCUACAGCAUGGUCGCCGAUCUUCUCCAUCACGUUCGUGCAGAACUGAACCCCUCGCAAAUCUGGAUGACUGUCGAAGUAUAUUCGCGAAACCUACAAGAUAACACUUUAGCUGCAAGCUUCCAGACCAUGAGCGCCAAACUUUUACUGAAUUUGGUUGAGAGAAUCAUGAAGCUUCCAAACAAGGUUGAAGGACGACAAUUGAUAAUCUUCAUAUUGAAUGCCUUUGCUGAGAAAUUCGCCGCGCUGAACAGAAACUACAAAAACGCUUUACUACACAGCUCCGAGAAAGUUGACAAGAGACCGAUCGACCCAAUCGCUAGCAUUACUCGAGAAGAAGAGAAAGGCAAGCCGUUUGAAUUCCCCGACGAGGCAGAAGAAUCGACGGACGAGAAACCCGACCUCGACCAUAUCGACAUCAUGAGCGCGUUUCCUAUCAAGUUGCACCCCGACACUGUUGCGGAUGGAAUGAGAGAUGGGCGAUAUCUUUUCAAGAACUUACUCAACGGAUUGAAAACGAUCAUGUUUGGCUUGAAGUCGUGCAACCCGCCUCCAACAUCUGAUAUCAGCAACAUCAACGCUGCUCAAUGGAACGAGACAGCUCGCGGAUUCAAUUAUGAGCAGGUCUCUAUUUUCCGGACGCUUUUCCGUGAAGGUGCAAACGGUUUCUCAUACUAUGCGACUGUUCGUGACAAGGCGGUUAUCGAUGCACACCGGGCUGGCAGCUACGAUUCAAUUGGACCAAAUAUUCCUAUCACGAGCUCAAAGGAAGAGAAAGAGCUUCUAGAGACAUUUGCGACUGUCUUUAUUCACAUCGACCCCGCGGCUUUCCACGAAGUUGUCGAGACUGAGCUGCCGUAUUUGUUUGAGGCGAUGAUGCGAAACACUUCAUUACUACAUGUUCCUCAAUUCUUCCUCGCUAGCGAGCCUACGUCUGCCAACUUUGCUGGAAUACUUCUGAACUUCCUGAUGGAGCGUUUGCCGGAUAUUGGCAAGGGAGACCCCCUGCGUGCGAAUUUGCUGAUUCGGCUGUUCAAGUUGUCGUUCAUGGCUGUUAACCUGUUCUCGACCACCAACGAGGAAGUUUUCCAGCCGCACCUGUGCAACCUGAUACUCAAGUCGAUGUCGCUCGCUACUACGGCGGAGGAUCCUCUGAAUUACUAUCUGCUACUGCGGACGUUCUUCCGUAGCAUCGGAGGUGGACGAUUUGAGCUUUUGUACAAAGAAUUUCUGCCUCUUUUGCAAGUUCUCUUGGAAUCUCUCAAUCGCCUUCUUCUUACUGCUCGGAAGCCUCAAGAGCGAGAUCUGUAUGUCGAGCUGUGCUUGACGGUCCCUGUGCGUCUCAGUGUACUUGUGCCUCAUCUCAAGUAUCUCAUGCGUCCUCUUGUGAUCUCGUUCACCGGCUCUCAGGAUCUUGUCAGUCAAGGUCUCCGCACGCUCGAGCUCUGUGUCGAUAACUUGACACCAGACUACUUCGACAAUAUUAUCGAGCCAGUGAUUGACGAGGUGAUGCAAGCUCUAUGGACUCAUCUCAAGCCUCUGCCUUAUCCGCACCAGCCGAGUCAUACCACAUUGCGCAUUCUAGGAAAGCUCGGAGGCCGUAAUCGUCGUUUCCUUGAACCGCCUAAGAACCUCAAGAACGAUAACCUGCAAGCUGAUGAUCCCGUUAUCAUGAUUGAAAUCAACGGACUCAACGGUCGCCGCUCAUUCCCGAUCUCUACCGGUCUGGAUGCCGUUUUCCGUGCGAUCGUGGAUUACAGAGCAAACAUGCAUUAUCGUGUCGAGGCAUUCAAGCUGUUGGCGACAACCACCAAGCUCUUCAUUGACUCGUCGAAUCUUGGACCCGAGACAGGAGAGAUUUUGCAAGAGUGCGCAAAUGCCAUUCGGACAGGCAUGAUUCCUCCCGAUCCAAAGUUCUCGUUAUCAAGCACGCCAAAGUCGAUCAAAAAACUGCACACUCAGAAUGAGAUGUUCCUCAAGAUCCUGACAUAUGUGUUCAAUGCGGCUGCAAUCACUUCAGUUCGCGAGGAUGCCGGAAAGCUCAUUGCUGACCUGUGCGAGCACGUCGUCAUGCUCGAAAUUGGCAAAGUUAUUCUCGAAGUCAAGCGCGACAAGCGUCCGUUCCAGGUCACCGACCACGAUCCCCAGUGCCUUGACUUCAGACUUUUGUACCAGGCUAUUUCCGACGCGCUCGGAUCCUACAAGGUUCCGGUCCGCGAGGCCGCAAAGGAGGCAAUCAGAGUCAUCUACCGAUGCUGCAUCGAUAUCUUUGGAGACCCGGAAUCGGCGCAAAAGUUCCCAGUAUUUAAAUAUCUGGCCGCUGUGUUCUGUCAUUCGUGCUUUGAAGAGCCUUGGUACAACAAAGCCGGUGGUUGCCUGGGUCUCAAGGUGCUCUUAACUGAGUUUGAGCUCAAUCGUGAAUGGGUAAUGAAGCGCCAGUCGGAUAUUCUCAGAGCGCUUCUGUUCGUGCUUAAAGAUAUCCCGCCCGAAUUACCCAGUCUUGCUCAGGACGACGCGAAGGAGCUUAUCAAGCAUGUUCUCACGGUCUGCAACCAGAACAUGACUCGGGAGGAACUAUCCACGCGGAUGUUCCAUCAAGUGCUUGGCACUCUCUUCUACGAAGUCUCGAACUCACAUCAGAUUGUCCGCGAGACUGUUCAAGAGUCUCUUCGUCUGCUGUCAACGUUAACGCAAGUGCCGCUGCACGAGCUCUUGUCCUCUGUUAAGAACUCGCUUCUGGUUUCAAUUUACGGAAAACCUCUUCGUGCGCUUCCUUUCCCCAUGCAGAUUGGAAACAUCGACGCGAUGACGUUCUGUCUCAGUCUCGAGAACUCGUUCAUUCAGUUCGGCGAUGAACUACUCCGUCUUUUGAUGGAGGCCUUGGCCCUGGCGGAUGCGGACGACGACGCACUCUUAGCUGCGCCGCAUCCCCAGCGGGCGAUGGAAUACGGCUUCUACGAACAGCUCGUGCAGUUGCGUAUUGUGUGCAUCCGCUUGCUCACGAUUGCUAUGAUGAGCCCAGAGUUUUUCCAGAGUCAUCCAGGUCAGCAGGCCCAGACGCGGGCAAAGAUCAUUGCGGUCUUUUUCAAGACUCUAUACUCUAGAUCGAAGAAGGUGGUCAAUGCCGCAAGCGAAGGGUUGAAGGCCGUGCUUUCGCAAAACCACAAGCUGCCUAAAGAUCUGCUUCAGAACGGAUUGCGACCAAUUCUUAUGAACCUGUCGGACCAUCGGAGACUCACUAUUGCGGGACUAGAUGGCCUUGCGAUCUUGCUUGAACUGCUGACGAACUACUUCAAGAUCGAAAUCGGCACCAAACUGCUGGAUCAUCUCAAAGCAUGGGCCGAGCCGAUGAAUCUCUAUCAGGCUUCCGGCAAGCAGCUCAUGAGUCAGCACAACAUCAAAAUCAUUGCUGCGAUUAUGAAUAUCUACCAUCUGCUUCCUGCCGAGGCCAGCCGAUUUAUGGAGGGAUUGGUGACGACAGUGAUCUACUUGGAGGAGCACCUUCGAAGGUAUCACGAUAGUCCCUUCCGUCCUGCGCUCGUCAAAUUCACAGUGCGCUACCCCAAGGAGACGAUGGAGUACUUUGCUCCCAAGUUGGCAGACCGGAGGUUCGGCAAGAUCUUUGUCCAUCUCGUCGCUGACGAAAAGAGUACAGAGCUGCGCGAGCUUUUGGUCGCGCGCCUGCCCAGUCUGAUUAUGCGGGCGCUGGAUAUCGCGAAUAAUGAGGACAAGUGUGGGGCUGUCGUCAAUAUGAUUUACGUGCUCAGCGCCGUCGCUAAUCAGAAGAAGGACUGGAUCGGAACGCAGAAAGAGCAGCUUGUCUUGCUGUUGCAGAAUGCUAACUGGCUCAGAGUGUUUGCGCGCUCUCGACAGCUUGCGUCUCCUGUGCAUCUGGGUGUUAAGCAAGCCCUUGAUGAGCUGCUCAACAUGUGCAUCCUUUACAGUGAAAAUAAUGAGGACGACAUGGACAUCAUAUUCAAGGUUGUUGACUCGAUUGCUACGAAGAGUAUCGAGGGUACGCCUGCCGUGUACAACUACAUUUUCAACAACAUUGUGCGGUCGCAGUCACUCAAGAAGAGACAAUACUAUCUGACAAAGUCGAUCGAAUACUUCAACCAGCCAGGAGCAUCCACAGCGACCCGGUGCUUCAUUUUCCAGUACAUUGUCAACUCGACCUUGAUGAUGGAAGUACAUCGGUCAGACAAUCUGAACCAGCUUCUUGAAAAGUCAUGGAUCGAAGGUGUUCAUACCAAGAUCUGGAAACCAGCUUUGAGUGAUCUUGUGGAAGACAGCUCAGAGUACCAGGACCUGUACAGAAUCCAGCUCUUGCAGAUGUCUGCUAUUCUACUUCAUCAUGCUUCGAACUCUGUUGCUGAUAUCAGAAAGGACAUCAUCAAAGUUGGCUGGAACUAUAUCAAGCUCGAAGAUGUCAUCAGCAAACAAGCGGCGUCUGUUCUCAUUGCGUAUUUCAUUGUCGCUUAUGAAACGCCGCUCAAGAUCGCUCUCCAGAUCUACGUGCAGUUGCUGAAAGCUCAUCAUAGCGACGCACGAGUGCUCGUGAAGCAGGCUCUUGAUCUGCUGGCCUCCGUUCUUCCUAAGCGGUUCGGAUCAGAGAGUCGAUUCCCGCUGUGGUCGAAGUACGCCAGACGAGUCCUUUCCGAGGAUGGGCACAACGUCAGUCAGGUGAUCAACGUCUAUCAGUUUAUCGUUCGACACCCUGAUUUGUUUUACGAGUCGCGAGACCAUUUCUUUGGCAUGAUUGUGGGAGCCAUGCCGAAGCUUGGAUUCAUGACAAACUCGCCUUCCGAAAACCAGAUUCUGUCCGUUGACUUGGCAGAGUUGAUUUUGAAGUGGGAGAAGACUCGUAUCGGCAAAAUGUCGCUGUCGGAAGACGGAGCAGCAGAGACAACGACUGCGGGAACAAACAGUCCGAUGCCUCUCUCUCCGGAGUCUCGCAAACGAAGAUUUGAGGAGAUGCAGCAAGGAUCACAAGGAUCGCCGGCGCCUAACCAACCCGCCGAAGUUCAAUCGACACAGUCGCCGGCAUCGGCAGGCGAAAACAAGCCUGCUGAAAUCCUGGUACCUUUCUUGAUGCGGGAAGCUACAAUCACAUAUCUCAUUCGCUUCGCAUGCAUUUCUCCACAGAAGGCAACCGAGAAUCCUCUUGCGCGCCGAAUCGUCAAUAUUCUGCACCAGUUCUUGGGACCGGGACUCUGGUCUGAAGUAAACGUCAAGCUGACAUUCUUCGAGCGGAGCCUGGCGCAAAACUCACUCUCAAGCGCGACCUUGGUAUCGUACAUCAAUGCCCUCCAGGUUAUUCGAGUGACACUGGAUCAGAAGUCAGACGAGUGGAUUCUGGCCAAUUUGGAACAGCUGGAAAAGCUGUUGAAUAGGUCUAUCCACUCAGAUGUCGAAGAGGUGCAAGAGUGCCUUCAGCCGGUCUUGGCGCGGAUUCUGCGCGCCAUCAACUCGGCGAGCAGCGAUCAGUCUGGACAAGAGCAGAGCUCUAGCUUUGUUUCUCUGAUCAGCAGCGUGAUUCAGGAGAACUUCAAUAACGGUCAAGCGCUUGUUUCGAGUGUUUUGUUGUCUUGUACGCUUUGCGAGUACAGACCACAGGCGAUUGACCCGCUCCUACCUGUGCUCAUGAGAACUUUUGGCAAGCUCUGCAAAGAUCACAUUAUGGUGAAUGUUCCACAGAUGCAACCAGGAGGUGCUCAGGCGGCAGCAGUGGCAGCAGCAGCAGCAGCGGCGGCGGCGGCAGCGGCUAAUGCAGCCAAUGCGCAUGGAGCGAAUGGCGCGGCGGCAAAGGCUUUGGCUGCUAGUCAACAGGGCGCAGCAGCAGUAGCAGCAGCAGCGGCGGCGGCCGCAGGAAAUACAGGCGGCACACCAGUGGACGGACAGGCUAAUGGGGCGGAGCUGGAGCCGAAGAAGAUUGUCAGUAUGCUGGAGAAAAUUCUACAGAUUGGGGCGGAUCGAAUCUCGCACCUGGAGGAUCAAAGGCGUGUUUUCCUCAGCGUCUUGAGUCAGCUCGUUGAUCGAUCGACUGAUAUUGGGCUUUGCAUGAAGAUUUUGGAGAUUGUUCGCGGAUGGAUUUUCAGUAACUCGGAGCUCUAUCCGUUGUUGAAGGAGAAGACGGGUAUCAUCACCAAAAUGAUGGUGUUUGAGAAUCGUCAAGAUCCUUCGUUGACUGAGAAGUUUUAUCGAUUGGUGGUUGACAUUUAUGAGACGCCAUCGCUGGUUCGUACCGAACUUACCGUUCGUUUGGAGCAUGCCUUCUUGGUUGGAACUCGGAUCAACAACGUCGAGAUCAGAAAGCGGUUCAUGAAGAUAUUUGGCGAUAGUCUGGACAAGUCGCUUUGGAAACGGUUUAUGUAUGUGGUCAAGGAUCAGAACUGGGAUAGUCUCAACGACUCGUUGUGGAUCAAUCAGGCUACUCAGUUGCUGUUUGGGUCGAUACUGCCGGACUCGCGGAUCUAUCUGGGCGAGAAGGAUUUCAAGAUGCCGUCAUUCUACUCACUGACGAGCACUAUCGAGAACCGAACCGAACACAUCAUAACCGACCAGUUUGAGAAGUAUCUGCAGCGUCAUCAGAAAUUCAUGACUGAGAGUGCUGCAAUCACUUGCAAGGACUUUUUCGAGCCGCUUAUGGAGUUAUUCUACUAUGAUGCGGAUGCGGUUCGCAAAGCUUGGGUCGCGUUCUUUCCUAUUGCCUGGUCCACUGUCGGGGCGCGUGAUCGCCAGGACGUUUCUCGCAAUUUCAUCACCCUUCUGAGUAAGGACUUUCAGACUCGACAGGUGGACAAGACACCAAACACCAUUCAGGUUUUGUUGGAGGGAAUGACCAAAUGCGACCAACCGGUUCAGCUUCCUCCUCAUUUGGUGAAGUACCUGGGCAAGACCUAUAAUGCCUGGUAUACAACCAUGCAGAUUCUGGAGGAAGCUGAGCUGCAUCCCCAGACUGACAGUCAAACAGUGAAGGAGAGCAACUUGGACGCUUUGGUUGAGAUGUAUGCGGCUUUACAGGAGGACGAUAUGUUUUACGGACAGUGGCGAAGACGGUGCCAGUAUGUUGAGACGAAUACGGCUAUUUCGUACGAGCAGCUCGGUCUCUGGAAUCAGGCGCAGCAGAUGUACGAGACGGCACAGAUCAAGGCUCGCAGCGGAGCGCUACCAUACUCCGAGUCUGAGUAUAUUCUGUGGGAAGAUCAUUGGAUUCUGUCAGCAGAGAAAUUACAGCAGUGGGAUAUCUUGUCUGAGUUGGCCAAGCACGAAGGGUUCACUGAUUUGUUGCUUGAGUGUGCCUGGCGUUUGGCUGAUUGGACUGCUGAAAAGGAGCCUUUGGAGCAGUCAAUCAAGAGCAUUAUGGAUGUUCCGACUCCUCGUCGCUACAUUUUCGAGGCUUUCAUGUAUUUGCAGAAAUUCUCGCAAAAAGCUGACGGCUCAACCACCGAGCUCUCCAAGUGCUGCGAUGAAGGCAUUCAGCUCACCUUGCGCAAGUGGAAUUCGCUUCCCAAGACACUUACAAAUGCGCACAUUCCUCUUCUGCAAGCUUUCCAACAGUUUGUCGAGUUGCUGGAAGCCUCGCAGUUGUACAAGAAUUUGGUCAGCACAGACGUGAACAAUGUUGAGACCAAGGCGCAGGAAAUGAAAGUGAUUUUGCAAGCUUGGCGCGAGCGUCUUCCUAAUCCCUGGGAUGACAUCAAUGUCUGGGGAGAUCUGGUAGCCUGGCGACAGCACGUGUUCUCGGUGAUCAACAGAUACUAUAUCCCCCUUGUUCCGCAGAUUCAGGCUCAGUAUGGCAACAACUCGGCCACCAACUCGACGUCGUACCGGGGAUACCAUGAGAUUGCUUGGAUCAUCAAUCGCUUUGCUCAUGUUGCUCGCAAACAUGGCAUGGCUGACGUUUGUAUCGGCCAGCUGACCAAGAUCUACUCGCUUCCUAACAUCGAGAUCCAGGAAGCGUUCUUGAAGUUGCGUGAGCAGGCAAAGUGCCAUUACCAGAACCCCAACGAGCUGCGUACUGGACUUGAUGUUAUCAGCAACACGAACCUGAUUUAUUUCACUUCAGAGCAGAAAGCCGAGUUUUUCACAUUGAAAGCUAUGUUUUUCGCCAAACUCGAACGGUGGGAGGACGCCAACCAGACAUUUUCGAACGCGGUUCAGAUCGACUUUGGUUUAUCCCGAUCGUGGGCUGAGUGGGCUUAUUUCCAUGACUGCAGGUUCAAGGCUACAAACAAUAUGAGCAACGCGGCCCACGCAAUCAGCUGCUACAUGCAAGCUGCUGCGCUCUACCGCAACGGCAAAGUUCGUCGGUUCUUGGGUCGCAUCUUGUGGCUCAUUAGCCUGGACGACAGCUCUCAGGUUUUGUCUCAGGCAUUUGACAACUUCACUGGAGAUGUGCCUGUGUGGUAUUGGAUCACAUACAUUCCUCAGCUUUUGACCUCUUUGUCUCAUAAAGAGGCUCGCUUGGUUCGCAAGAUUCUGAUAAGAAUUGCAAAGAGCUAUCCCCAGGCUCUUCACUUUUCUUUGCGAACGACAAAGGAGGACUACACCGUUCUCCAGCGGCAAGCCAUGCAAGCCUCUCAGCGCGAAGCCUCAAGGCAGAGCGCUUUAAGAAACGCUCAACCUGGCGCGGCUGCGAUGCGGAAUUCGCCUUCACUUCAGCAAGCGUCGAUUCCUGGAUCGCCGUUGGUUCAACAUACUAAUAGCAAUGAUGCUGCUAGUAGUCCGCAAAUCGCACCAGGAACACCAGUGAACGCGAACGCGGCGGUGCCACAUAUGAUGAAUCGUCCUGGUCAGCCUGGAGGUACGCCCGUGCCUGCAGGCGGAUCGCCGGCGAUGCAAGCGGCAGCGGCGGCGGGUGCUCAUCCGAUUGCUCCCCUGCAGCCAUGGGAGUAUGUUGACGAGAUUCUCGGAAUAUUAAAGACUGCUUAUCCUUUGCUGUCGCUUUCGAUGGAGACUUUUGUGGACCAGAUCUAUCAGAGAUUUAAGUGCACUGAAGACGAAGAUGCGUAUAGGUUGGUUGUGGCUUUGUUGAGUGAUGGAGUCCAGUACAUGAGCCGUCUUCCGGCGCCGAAUGAUGAUAGCAGGCUGCCUCCUGCUGCCGAAGUUAACAUUUCCAAAUUUGCAGACAGCAUUUUGCCCAAGUACUUGAAGGCUGCUUUCGAAGCUGAUUUUGUGCAUGAAGUGCCCAAUAUCCAGACAUAUCUGAGAAAACUGCGGAUGUGGCGAGACAGAUUCGAAGAGAAGCUGGAUCGUCGGCAGAUGUCGGACAGACUAAACCUGGAAGCGUUGAGUGCGCAUUUGAGCGAGUUCCAUUACCAGAAGUUUGACGAGAUUGAUGUGCCGGGACAGUAUUUGCUGCACAAGGAUUCGAACGCGCACUUUGUGAAGAUUGAACGGUUUUUGUCAAAGGUGGAUAUUGUGCGGGUGCAAGGUCUGUGCUAUCGCCGGAUUACGAUCCGUGGAUCUGACACUCGAACGUAUCCGUUUACGAUCCAGUACCCAGCGGCGCGACAUUGUCGUCGGGAAGAGCGAAUCACGCAGCUGCUGCGGAUUCUCAACAGCAAUCUUGUGCGUCGGAACGAGAGUCGGCGGCGGAACCUGCAGUUUGUGGUUGCGCCGGCUAUUCCGCUGUCGCCACAUUUCAGGCUUGUUCAGGAUAGUCCGGACUUUAGUUCUUUGCAGAAUAUAUACGAGGACUAUUGUCACCGGACAGGAAGGCAGAAAGACGAGCCGCUGAUUUACACGAUUCAGAAGCUGCGACAGGCUACGGAAGCGCGACAAGGGCGGACGGCGGAUAUCUUGACGGACAAGAUUGAUAUUCUGAGUCAUAUCCAAAACACGAUGGUUCCGGCUACGAUUCUUCGCGAUCAUUUUAUGAAGACGUUUAGCUCGUUCAAUGAUUUCUGGCUGUUUAGAAAGCAGUUUUCGUACUCGUACGCGGGCGUGGCGUUUAUUUCAUACAUGAUGUGUUUGAACUCUCGAUUGCCGCACAAGCUGCUGAUUUCACAUACGUCAGGGUCAGCGUGGGCGACGGAGACGCUGCCAUCACUUCCGUCGCAGACGCAGACGCCUGCGUUUUUCAAUGGCGAGCAGGUGCCGUUUAGAUUGACGCCGAAUAUCCAGCAUCUGAUGGGACCAGCCGCGACGGAGGGAUUGUUUUCGCCGUCGGUGAUGGUGUUUGCGAGAUGUUUGACGAUGCCGGAGUUUGAUUUGGAGCAGUAUAUCACGCUGUUUGUGAGAGAUGAGAUAAUUUCGUGGUAUGCAUUCCAGCACCGGCCAUGCGCACAGGAUCAGCAACUGCAAGAGAUUGUGAAGUUGAACGUUGAGAUCAUUUUGAAGAAGACGGCGUCGCUGGCACAGCCAGGCAAGGGCACGAUUCCAGCGAACCAGACGGUGAUUGAUUUGGUUGCGCAGGCGGUGAACCCGAAACAUUUGGCGAUGAUGGAUAAUUCGUUCAUGCCGUAUUUGUAAAAAAGGUGGAUGUUUUUUAGUUGAUUUUGUGUUAUUUUUUUUCUAUUUAGCUAUGUUUUGUUUUAUUGCGUUAUUUAUAUGAUUUGAUGAAGUGU